CUGACGUUUACGGAAGGUUGUCGUGCGUUUGGCCUGACAGCACAGCUGCUGUUUCAGUGUGGGAUUAUUUCACUCUAAUUUAUACAUGAAUAUUAAAUUCAAUAAAUAGGAGAAGUCAUGGCAGCCGAUUGGGAGGAAAUCAGGCGUCUAGCUGCGGACUUUCAGAGAGCUCAGUUUGCAGACACUGUGCAAAGGUUGUCUGAAAGGAACUGCAUUGAGAUAGUGGCCAAGCUGGUGGAGGAUAAGAAGCUAGAUGUGGUCCACACUCUGGAUGGGAAGGAAUAUGUGACCCCAGCGCAGAUCAGCCGAGAAAUGCGAGAUGAACUCUACACGCAUGGAGGGAGGAUUAAUGUUGUGGAUCUUCAAAAGAUCAUCAAUGUUGAUUUGGUCCACGUGGAGAGCCGAGCAAGUGAAAUCGCCAAAUCAUACAAAGGCACGCAGCUAAUACUGGGUCAACUGAUAGACCAACAAUACUUGGAUCGCCUUGCUGAGGAGGUGAAUGAUAAACUACAGGAGGCCGGACAGGUGAACAUUUCAGAGCUUUGCAAAAUAUAUGAUCUACCUGGGGAUUUUCUUACUGAGGAGCUGAAUAGGAGGCUAGGGAGAGUGAUCCAAGGACAGAUUGAUCAGCACAACAGAGGAGUAAUCUUUACACAAGCUUUCCUCUCCAGACACAAAGCUCGCAUAUGUGGCUUGUUCAGUGCCAUCACAAGGCCUACGCAGAUCAGCAACUUGAUACAUCUGUACGGUUUUCAGGAGAAUCUGUUGUACUCGGUGCUUGAGGAACUGGUGAACUGCGGCCGUUUGAAGUGCUCAGUGGUUGGAGGCAGGCAGGAUAAAGCCAUUUACAUUCCUGACAUCUACUCCAAUACCCAGAGCUCUUGGGUUGAGUCCUUCCUCAAACAGAAUGGAUAUUUAGAGUUUGAGGCGCUGACACGUUUGGGGAUACCUGAUCCAGUCAGUUACAUAAAGAAGCGCUUUAAAUCCCACAAGUUGCUUUUUCUCAAAUCCGUGUGUGUUGGCAAAGCCAUUUUAGAUCAGUUGGAGGCUUCAGUGGAGGAGGCCAUCAACUCAGCCGCUUGGGUCGACCUACAGCCGAUGCUGCCUAGCAGUCUGUCUGAGGAGGAUAUAGGAAUUCUGUUGAACGAGGUGAUGAGGUCGAUGAACAUGCAGUCCAGCGCAAGGCUUCUCUCCACUGUCGUAGUCAGCGAAAAGUUCAUCAGCGGAUGCCUCGCUUUAUUUGAUGACAUCAUGCAGAAAAAAGCACAGAAGGAAUUAAAGAAUAAUCCUGUUUUCCUCAUAACGGAGGAGGAUAUUAAACAGACAUCUUUGUUGCUGGAGACCUCUUCCUUUUCAAAGAAAGACAGAAGAGACGAGCGCCGGAAGAAGGCUGCAGAGGGCAGCGGGAGUGUGAAAGGAGGCGGAGGUGGAAAUGCCAGAGAGAUCCGAAUCCGCAAAACAAAGAAGAAGGGCAGGAAGGAUGAAGACAGCGAUGAUGAGACAACGCAUGCCUCUCAGGGUCGAAAUAAGCCAGCAGAGGUGCCCUUCCUGUCAGUGGAGGAGAUCAUGGAGGUGCUGGAGGAGAAGGUGUGUGACAGCUCUGAAGAGAUGCUACAGGAACUUGCAGAGCAGAUAAUAAGACCAUUGAGUAAGACAUACCAGGAAGUGGUUCGAACAACUUUCAUGUCCUCUAGUUCGACCGUAGCAGGGGGGAGUCGAAAGAAAAACAUGAAGGACCUUCAAGAGGAAAUAACCAACUUGUACAACAACAUCCGCCUCUUUGAGAAAGGAACCAAACACUUCUCAGAUGAGACCCAGGCUAACAUUGCCAGGCACAUUUUGAAGACUGUGUGUACAGAUGUGACCAAUGUUCUGCUGAGCUUUGUGGCGGCUGAGCACAUGUCCACAGACAACACAGCUGCCAUCACUAGUGAGGUGAGGCUGAAGAUUUUGGCAAAGCUCUCGGAUGAGGUUAAAUCUCCUCUCAUGAAGUUACACAGCAGUCUCAAUGGAAAAAGCAUUGAAGACUUUUUGUCAUGUUUGGAGACGAGUGCAGAAGAGUGUGGGCUCCUUCUGAAGAAAGGUGAUAAAAAAAGAGAAAGGCAGGCUCUCUUUGUGCACCGUCAGGCCCUGUUGGAGCAGCUGAGAGAUGCAGAGGACCCAGCGCUUGUGUUGCACCUGACCAGCGUCUUGCUUUUCCAGAGUGCCACUCACUGCAUGCUGCAUGCACCUGGGCGCUGUGUGCCACACAUCAUAGGCAGUCUACAGAGCAAGAUACCAGAGGACCAGCACAGGCUGCUGUCUCAGUACCAGGGUCUGGUGGUGAAGCAGCUGGUCGGACAGGGUCAUGGCCAGGAGAAGAAGAGUGAUCUGGGGGAGGCAGCCGGAGACAGCGCUGCCCUUACAGAUGACAUGGAGGGCCUUCAGAAAGAGCUGCACUGCCUCACCAGGGACAUUAAAGACCUUGUCCUUACUCAGAGAAAACCAUCCAUCACAGAGUAACACAGUUUAUGUGUCCUGACCAGUUUUUGGUAACAUUACUUUUAAAAGUAACUCGUUAGAGUAUUGCAUUACUCUUUAAAAAAAGUAACUUAAUUAAAAAGUAAUUUUUUAAUGGAAAGUAAAGCAUUACUUUACUUUUGUGUUACUUUUGCAUUACUUUUUCUCUCAGCCACUUUCUCUUCUGCUAUGAUAUGCAUCGCAUACAAGAGACAUUACAGGUCAUGCUAGCUACUGUACAACACUCGUGUCCAAACAACAUAGUAAACAAACAGAUAUUUAGAAAGUAGGUCUGCAUGUCAUAUUUAUAAUAAAGAGUCAAUAACAUGAAUAUGCAUGAUUUGUUUUUCCAUCAGCAUGGCAGCCAGUAUGAAUAAUGAAGAAUAAUCACUGUCUUACCUAAAGCAGCAAAGUCCAACACUUGAACCCGCAUAAUAUCUGUCAUCGUGUGAUGUCAGUCAACUUGAGAUGUUUUUCAAAAGUCAGGAUAAAAUUCAGUGGGGAAUGCCGGCCUAACAUUUCCCACCUAAAUAAAUGAAUAUUUUUCGCUUAA
Molecule: messenger RNA, 3052 nt
Organism: Myxocyprinus asiaticus (Chinese sucker)
Lineage: Eukaryota; Metazoa; Chordata; Actinopteri; Cypriniformes; Catostomidae
Product: E3 UFM1-protein ligase 1-like
Exons: 19
Coding region: 118-2502 (794 amino acids)
Biological process (GO): response to endoplasmic reticulum stress; protein K69-linked ufmylation; regulation of proteasomal ubiquitin-dependent protein catabolic process
Cellular component (GO): endoplasmic reticulum membrane
Molecular function (GO): UFM1 ligase activity
Source: RefSeq, a predicted model, not a curated record